GUACAUACAUUUUAAAGUAUCAGUUGGAACAGGUCAGCAAUUCAUUGGUUACUGAUUUAUACAAGGACAUGACUUUGUAAAUUGCGGACUGCGUCACGGAGUGUUAAUAGAAUUUUUCUACAUCUUUUGGGAUAAUAGAAAUCCCAGCUUUAAAAUAUACAGUGGAUUUCCAGGUGCUCGGUGCCUCUGAUUAAAGCUGAAGAAGGGUGUAGAUCCUAUCAAAUUCUCCAAAAAGGCUCAAAGAUGUCUCUGUCAAGUGCUCUCGUAAUAGUUUGGCUGAUUUACGGAUCCGUCACUGUGAGUGAGUCCGCUGGGAUCGUCCAUUCAGCCUGUAACUACCGAAAAAUCUGUGAUACUAUAGAGUAUGACAUCCGCGAGGCUAUCUGCUGUGAUAGGCACAUUCAUUCAGGGGCAGGGCUGUCAUGUUGUGGAGGAGAGGCUUUCAACCCUGCUGUAGCAACCUGCUGUAAAGUAAAACAUGGGAACAAAUAUCAAGUUGAAAUUACACAUGGUCUAAGUGAAAUGGUGUCUGCUUGCUGUGGAUUGAAAGCUUACAACCCACUCAAUGAAAUGUGCUGCAACUCAACCAUCGUAGUCAAACCUGUGGCAAAGGCCCAAUGUUGUGGUAAUGAUGCUAUUGAUGUGGACAGUUACCUCUGUUGUGGUCGUAAUGAGGAGAUCCUGAGAAAGACAUCCAAUUCCUCCCUGUGCUGCGGUGAUGUUCAAUAUGACAGUGAGACUCAGUGCUGCUGUAAUGGUGAACAUCUUGAGAUACAAAACAAGACUCAAUCCAACUGCUGUAAGCAGUGUGAGUGCGUGCACCGUAUAUCAUCAGCUGUGGGUGGAAAUAUGCAGACACAGAAACCCACACCUCAGCCCAUCUGCAAUGGGAAAAACAUAAGUCUCUGUGGGUCAUCAUGUUACAACCACAGUAAAUUUCAAUGCUGUGAGAGAAAAGAGACAACGCCUAAUUGGUGCUGCAACCCAGGUCUAUGUGAUGCUUCCCCCACAGUGUAUGACCCAUCUACACAAGUCUGCUGUGAUGGAUGUGUGUCUACAAAGCCUUGGAUGCAUAAAUGCUGUGGACUGACAGCUUAUGGUUUGGCACAACGUAGAGUUCUCUGUUGUCAUAACACCAUGUACCUGGACAAAGAAGAUGGAGAGGAAUACUCAGAGAUCAGUAUUCCUUAUGACCCAGCUAAAGGGACUGUAUGUUCUUCUCAGUUUCAUGCCUUACCUGAUCAACACUGCUGUGGAAGAGAAAUCUACCGGCCUGAGACAAAUGAGAUCUGCUGUGAUGGACACAGACAUCCUAAAGGAAAAAACAGUCAUUGCUGUGGGAUUCAAGUUUACAACAUUAAAGACCCGAGGAUGAAGUGUUGCGCUGGGACACUAUAUAACCUCACUUCCUUAGACAAGUAUGGGCAUGACGCACAGUGCUGUGGAUCCAUUCUGCAAGAGGACCAGAAGGUCUGCUGUUCAGGUGAUAACAAAGAGGUGCUCUACUCUCCCAAGAAUAACUUUGGUUGCUGUGGUCACCGCUAUGUCAACACCUCUCUGUGGUCGUGCUUUGCUGGGAAGCUAAAGCCAGCGAAGCAAGCAGGCUCACACCAGAGUAAGAUGAUUAGAGGAUCACUGAGCAGUGUGAAUGAAACACAGCUUUGCAAAGAAAUCAGAGUCGGGAUUGUUCAGAGUAUGUCUCAGCACAGCAUCGUGUUCAACUAUGGAGUGAUUAUCUAUGGAAAAAAUGGCACCAUGAAACCUUUGCCCUCUCCUUACAUCCUGAAAACUGGUGGCCGCAACUCCCCUGAACCGAUCCCUGGCAAACCCUACUUCUUUGAUGAAUCUGAUGUCUACACUGAUUUCAACCAUGACUCUGUUUUUAAGUCUCUCCAUUUCAUCAUUUCCAAAUGUUAACCUCCUUUGGUCACCACUUUUCAAUCUACUCCUGGACAACUUACAUUACUUUACUAAUAAUUCAUCUACAGCGGUUUAUAGUUACAUGACUUGUCUCAUUACGUCCUGUUACAGCCCAUCAUCCUGAAAAGUGCCUUCAAACAACUCCAUAACACAUACAACUCCUGUGAUGUGACCAUGUGGUUUAUCAUGCAGCCAAUGUCACUAACUAAACAACCAACAGCUGGCUUAACCCAGGGCAGGGCCAGUGUAACCUAGUUGAGAAAAAAAAGCUAUUGGCACCUCUAGCCCCUGUACUCUGUACUGUAUAUGUAAUCCUUCCACGCUGUAUGUAACAUGGUCAGAUUACAACCCUUUGACCAUUUCUGCAACUUUCUGUGCAACACUAUGAACGUAUUUCUGGAGAGACUGAAAAUAUAUACCAUUAUCCCUGUUUUUAAAUGGUAUUCACAACUUUGAACUCUGCCUUCCAUUGUGGCUGUUUGAAACAACUUUUGAUUUCCCAUGUGGUUGGACAGCACUUCUUAAGAACUGCUUCUGAGAGACCAUAAAGCUGUCCUUAAUAAAAACCAAGUCAAAAACCAGUCAGUUCAGUGGCAGACAUCAUAUAAGCCAUGUCUCCAAAAUGAGGAGAGGAGCAUUACUGUGAUUGUUACUACUGCGUUUCACAGUGCAAUCACUCAAAAAUAGUAUUUGGUGCUGUAACACUGCCUAACAGUGCAUCCUGUAUUAAUCUGUACACUGUGAUGUGUAGUACUAAACUGUGCCCUCUGCAAAAUAAGUUAGAGUGGAUAGUAGCUCUACUAACCCUCUUCUUUUUAGAAUUGUAAUGAUUUUCAAGUAAGCUAAAUAGUGAUGAGAAUAUGUUUAAUUUUUUUUUAAAUAUUAUGCUAUUUGGAUUCUUGCACUGAACUAGAUAUUAAAUGGCAACUGUUUGCACAUGUCUUUCACUCAUUUACUUGUAUGUUUACAUGUAAAUGACAUGAUUUAUCAAGGGAUGAUUGAUAAAGCUAGUAAUUAAGUAUUAAGUAGUUCACCAAGAAUAUCAGGGAUACAAAUAUGCUAAAUACCUGAAACCCCAAUCCCCCCCAAUGUUUAACUGUGGUUCCUCUAAUAUAUGUUUCUCCACAGAUAUCUAUUUUUGUUCUGCACAGUUACAUUCAAGCUGCAGUCAUUUUUCAUAUGAAUGUGAUUACUCUACUCUCUGUACUGUAAGCUAAAAAUAUGUUUUCAGUAUAUUAAAAGUAUUUUUCUAUAGAAGCAGUAAAAAGCUACAACUGCAUGUUAAAGUAUGUUUCAUAUUAUAACUUGUAUACAAAUCUUAUAUUGCAUGUUUAUUUUUAAAAUAUGUAACAGACCUAUCCACUGUGGGUGUCUUUUUUUUUUUUAACAAUGUUAUCAGUCAAUAAAAAAACAGUUAUAGUCAAA
Molecule: messenger RNA, 3345 nt
Organism: Lates calcarifer (barramundi perch)
Lineage: Eukaryota; Metazoa; Chordata; Actinopteri; Centropomidae
Exons: 16
Coding region: 244-1917 (557 amino acids)
Source: RefSeq, a predicted model, not a curated record